Molecule: messenger RNA, 1641 nt
Organism: Rhinichthys klamathensis goyatoka
Lineage: Eukaryota; Metazoa; Chordata; Actinopteri; Cypriniformes; Leuciscidae
Exons: 1
Coding region: 193-1035 (280 amino acids)
Source: RefSeq, a predicted model, not a curated record
ACAAUGAAAAAAUACUUUGUUGACAGGGUUGAGAUGCUCAUACCUGUCCAACAGGUUACUGCACUCAAACACACCAGUUUCUUUUUCUCUCUUUUUUGCCCUCACACGCUCAGUGCGGAACAUGAUAUGUAGGGAGAGAGAGCGAACAUUGAAUGUAAAACAGACAAUUAUUCGUUCAGAUAAGUGUGUGAAAUGGCAGAGGAGUGUUUCAAAGACCUUGAUCCAUUCAACUGUCCCAUCUGUCUGGAUGCCCUCCAGGAUCCAGUGACGAUUCCCUGCGGACACAACUACUGCAUGGGCUGUGUUAAAGACUAUUGGGAUAAAAAGGGUGGCAAAGACGGUGGUUACAGUUGCCCUCAGUGCAGGAAGACCUUCUCACCUCAGCCUGUUCUCAACAAAAACACCAUGUUUGCAGAAGUGGUGGAGCGGUUUAAAAACACAGGACUUCAGGAUUCUCCACCCACACAUGACAAUGGACCUGGACACACGAAGAGAGAAAUCUGUACUGCCAAAAAACUCAAACCUUUGAAGAUGUGUCCAGAAAGCGAGGAUUCAUCCUGUAAGAUUCACCUAAGAUAUCAUAACAACGACUAUCCCAGAGAAAAGCACACAGUGAUUGUUGUAAGUGGGGAAACUAAAGGAAAUAUUUGCUCAAGGCACAACAGACCAUUGGGAGACCGACAGUUCAUCUGCCCCCUGUGUCUUGAUGAAGUCCAUCAAGGACAUAAAGUGUUUUCAGGGUCACCUGAGAAGACAAAAACGCUCAGGAGUAAAGACAAAACAAGUGGACAUGGUAGGAGACCAUCUCAUAAGAGGGUUCAUGACACUGAGCAUAGGCAUGGACAUCGGAGUGGACAUACUCGGGGCUCACAUGCUAAAAGAGGGCAUGAAACACACGGACAUAAAAGUAGUGGACACAGAGGUAAUUCACAUGGGCACAGUCAUGGAGCUGGACACAGAAAGAAAAGACUGGGAAUUAUGGUCAUGACAGAAACUGGCACUAGAAGGACCACUGUGGAAAACAGAGCGCUUUGAAGAGCCUUGAGUUUGACCACAGAGUUGUAGAUGAAAUGUUUUCUAGAGGAAUGUUGCUUUACUAGAUUCAGGCGUCGACUGAAAUCUCAAGCAUCACGUUUCUUUUUGAAUGACAGCUAUCCAUUUCUGGAUACAUUUAAUGUUCAUUCUAUUAAUAUUAAUGAACAUGAUUGUUUGCUGAUAUUCUUAAUUCAAUGUUGGGUGUAUAACGAAUAGUUUAACAGCAAGAAAACUUGACACAGCUAAAAUAACUUGUACACUUAGAUUACAUCUCAUUAAUCUUGAAGACUUCCUACUAGAUAAUACGUUUCCUGAAUGUUGUAUCGGAUUCAUUAUCAAGGAUAAAAAAAAAAAAAAAAAAAAAAAAGGUUUAUAAACAUUGCACUCACAUUAACAAUCAAUUUCUAGCCAAUGUUUCAACUUAUUAAAUCUAGUAAGCAAAUUCCCACUGCAUUUCCUGGCCUGAAAAUCUUUUUUUUUUUUUUAUAUAUUUCUUUAUAUUUCCAGGUUGUCCAUGUCUGUAAACAAAUGUUUUAGGAAUUAAAUUCACUGUUUGUGCUACUCUUCAAAUAAUAAUAAUAAUAAUAAUAAAUGUGUUUAUCAGUA